AUGGACCUGCUCAUAGCAAGUCCAAGCCUUUCUGUGCUGGGGACCCCAGAACUGGAUUCAGCACUGCGCAUGGGAUCUCGUGAGGCCCCAUUGUAUUCUGAUGGAGUUGGACCAGUGGAUGACAUUUAUAGUACAAGGCAGUAUAAAAUGGACAUUCAAGAAGAAUCUGAUGCAGCCCAACAGUUUCAGUAUGCAGUGAGAGUUAUUGGAAGCAAUUUUGCUCCCACUGUUGAGCGUGAUGAAUUUCUUGUAGCUGAGAAAAUCAAGAAAGAACUUGUGCGACAAAGAAGGGAAGCAGAUGCUGCUUUGUUUUCAGAACUCUACAGAAAACUCGGUUCACAGGGCAUUUUGAAAAACAAAUGGUCAAUACUCUACCUCCUGCUUAGCCUUAGUGAAGAUCCACGUAAACAGUCUAACAAGGUGUCAAGUUAUGCCACACUUUUUGCUCAAGCAUUGCCACGGGAUGCUCACUCAACCCCUUAUUACUAUGCCAGGCCUCAGACUCUUCCAUUGAAUUACCAAGACCGCAGUGCUCAGUCUGCUCAGAGUUCCUGCAGCAUGGGGAGCAGUGGGAUCAGCAGCAUCAGCCUGUAUGCCCUAAAUGGGCCCACUCCAACUCCACAAUCACUCAUUCCAGGACAAUCCUAUCAAGCUCCGGGCGUUGGAGAUUGCCUCCGUCAGCAGCUGGGAUCACGCCUUGCAUGGACUUUAACUGCAAGCCAGCCUUCUUUACAAAGCACUACCUCAAAAGGCUUCUCAAAUGCUGUCUCUCGUGGUGUGCCAAGGUCUAGGCGAGAAGGGGAUACAAGUGGUUCUGUUGAAAUAACAGAAGCAAAUCUUGUAAGAGAUGUUUUGUAUGUCUUCCAGGGAAUAGAUGGAAAAAACAUCAAAAUGUGCAAUUCUGAAAAUUGCUAUAAAGUGGAGGGAAAGGUGAGCUUGUCCAAAUCUCUCCGAGAUACUACAAGUAGACUUGCAGAGUUGGGGUGGCUACAUAACAAAAUAAGAAAGUACACAGACCAGAGGAGUUUGGAUCGUGCAUUUGGACUUGUGGGACAGAGUUUUUGUGCAGCCUUACAUCAGGAACUUAAAGAAUACUACCGACUUUUGUCUGUUUUACAUUCUCAGUUACAACUGGAAGAUGAUCAAGGUGUGAAUUUGGGACUUGAGAGCAGUUUAACACUUCGCCGUCUUCUAGUAUGGACCUACGACCCCAAAAUAAGGUUAAAGACCCUUGCAGCACUUGUUGAUCACUGUCAAGGGAGAAAAGGUGGUGAACUAGCCUCAGCAGUUCAUGCCUAUACUAAAACAGGAGAUCCCUACAUGAGAUCUCUGGUUCAGCAUAUUCUUGGCCUGGUAUCCCAUCCUGUACUGAACUUCCUUUAUCGCUGGAUUUAUGAUGGAGAGCUGGAGGAUACAUACCAUGAGUUUUUUGUAGCUUCAGAUCCUACAGUUAAAACUGAUCGGUUGUGGCAUGACAAAUACACUUUGAGGAAAUCAAUGAUCCCAUCUUUUAUUACAAUGGAGCAAUCAAAAAAGGUCCUUUUAAUAGGAAAAUCCAUAAACUUCUUGCAUCAGGUUUGUCAUGAUCAAACUCCGUCCACAAAGAUGAUUGCUGUUGCAAAACCUGCAGAGUCUUCAAAAGAUGCUGCUGAUUUGUUCACAGAUCUGGAAAAUGCAUUUCAAGAGAAAAUUGAUGCAGCUUAUUUUGAAACCAGCAAAUACCUGCUGGAUGUUCUCAAUAAGAAGUACAAUUUGCUGGAACACAUGCAGGCCAUGAGACGUUACUUACUACUUGGUCAAGGAGACUUCAUCAGGCAUUUAAUGGACUUGCUCAAGCCAGAGCUUGCACGACCAGCUACAACCUUAUAUCAGCAUAAUCUAACUGGAAUCCUGGAAACGGCGGUGAGAGCCACGAACGCCCAGUUCGAUAAUCCGGAGAUUCUCAAGCGAUUGGAUGUUCGACUUCUGGAGGUAUCUCCUGGGGACACUGGAUGGGAUGUCUUCAGCUUGGACUAUCAUGUUGAUGGGCCAAUAGCAACGGUAUUUACACGUGAGUGCAUGAGCCACUAUCUAAGAGUGUUUAAUUUCCUUUGGAGAGCAAAGAGGAUGGAGUAUAUUCUUACUGAUAUAUGGAAAGGGCACAUGUGCAAUGCAAAGCUUCUGAAAAGUAUGCCAGAGCUUUCUGGUGUGCUGCAUCAGUGUCAUGUUCUGGCAUCAGAAAUGGUCCAUUUCAUUCAUCAAAUGCAGUAUUACAUUACAUUUGAGGUGCUUGAAUGUUCAUGGGAUGAACUCUGGAACAAGGUCCAACAAGCACAGGACUUGGAUCACAUUAUUGCAGCUCAUGAAGUUUUUCUGGACACAAUCAUAGCUCGGUGCUUGCUAGAUAGUGAUUCCAGGGUACUUCUCAACCAGCUUCGAGCAGUUUUUGACCAGAUCAUUGAGCUCCAGAAUGCCCAAGAUGCAAUGUACAGAGCUGCUCUGGAGGAGCUGCAGCUGAGGUUGCAAUUUGAAGAGAGGAAAAAACAACGUGAGCUUGAGGGCAAGUGGGGUGUAACUGCAUCAGAAGAGGAAGAAGAGAACAAGAGGAUGAAAGAAUUUCAAGACUCAAUACCUAAAAUGUGCUCACAGCUGCGAAUACUCACUCACUUUUACCAGGGAAUUGUCCAGCAGUUCUUGGUCCUGCUGACGACCAGUUCUGACGAGAGCCUGCGGUUCCUGAGCUUCAGGCUGGACUUCAACGAGCACUACAAGGCGCGAGAGCCGCGGCUGCGCGUGUCGCUGGGCGCGCGGGGCAGGCGCAGCUCCCGCAUGUGACAGCGGGCAGCUGCAGGGACGCCGGGCAGCUGCAGGGACGCCGGGCAGCUGCAGGGACACCAGGCAGCUGCAGGGACAGCGGGCAUCUCGCGCUGCACGCCGCCAUCGUGGGACACGGCGCUGCCAGGCUGUGUGAUCGCUGUCCCCAUUGCUGCAGGCAGCAUGUUCUCACUCCGUGGCUGUGUGACGCUGGAGGGCAGAAAGCAAAAAAAGCAGGGUUUUUUACACCGAUGUUUCUAGAAUUACCAGACUGUAUGGGCUGAGUGAACCUCAUCCAAUCAACUUGUUAAAUCAUCCUUUUAAAAAUGUCAGGUUUAUUUGAAGCUUUCUGAGCUUUUUCCACUGUAACUUACAUCUGUGUCAAAAGAAGUCACAUGUUCUUUUGUUUAUAGAAGGCACCAUUUCCUUUUUUAAAAAGCAAAUAAGAAGGUUAUUUUUUCUAUAUGUACUUGUUCUAUUUGAAAAGAGCUUUUGUUAAAGCCAACAGAUCAGGACCCAGACCUAUUGUCCUUGUUAAGAAGCUAUACAGCAUUUCAUUAUGCUGGUUUUCAGUGUUGUGAUGUGUUUGAUGUGUGAGAAACUUUGUAUCAGGAGACAUAAAGUUAUAUUUAAUUUUUUUGUUGUUUUCAAAGUUAAAAUCCUGGAAUACAAAUUUAGUGGGGAAAUUCUAUGGUUACUGUACAGGAGCAAACUAUAAAAGCAGAGUCAGGAGUGUAUCUGUUGCACAUAAGGUCUAAAAAUGAGCUUAAAGCCUCAGUACUGAAGGAAAGUGUUGGUUAAACUUGAAUACUUAAUAUUCAAAAUCAGAUAUGUAGAAACAAACUGACUUGGCUAAUGAUGACUUCAUUCUCUUCUCUUUCCUAUUUUUUUCAUUGUAAAUAUUUAUAUAUUGCUGUCCAGAUGUUGGGGAGAGGGGGAUUCUUCUUUUGCAAAGUUGUCAUUAUAUCAGGUCAUUUAUUAUGUUCCACAAGUGCGAGCUUAG
Messenger RNA from Ficedula albicollis (Collared flycatcher), 3796 nucleotides. It is a transcript of the gene TUBGCP3, whose product is annotated as tubulin gamma complex associated protein 3. Lineage: Eukaryota; Metazoa; Chordata; Aves; Passeriformes; Muscicapidae. Gene Ontology annotation, biological process: mitotic cell cycle; cytoplasmic microtubule organization; microtubule nucleation. The record is from RefSeq and is a predicted model, not a curated record. The coding region runs from base 1 to 2814 and encodes 937 amino acids. The transcript has 23 exons. Gene Ontology annotation, molecular function: gamma-tubulin binding; microtubule minus-end binding. Gene Ontology annotation, cellular component: centrosome; spindle pole; equatorial microtubule organizing center.